This is a messenger RNA of Paramecium sonneborni, 2347 nucleotides long. Lineage: Eukaryota; Ciliophora; Oligohymenophorea; Peniculida; Parameciidae. The record is from the annotation of a GenBank genome assembly.
AUGAGAUAGUAAUUAAAGGCUCUAAAAGAACUUCAAGAAGGUAAAAUCUAAAUAAUCUCAAGAUCUAAGUUUGAUUGAAACAUAAAAAUAUGAAAAGGCCAUAUCAUUUAUUGAUAAGAAACUUGAGAAUAAUGAAAAGGAUGGAGUACUUUAUUAUCAGAAAGGUACUCAAUUAAAAUUAUUAUUGAAAGGAGUGAUACUUUUUUAAAAAGACGAUUAUCAAUAGGCAAUAGAGUAUUUUAUAAAAGCAUUAGAUUAUGAUGUGGGAAAUAAUAUUAUUAUAUACAACCUAGGUAUUUUAAUUUUGAGAAUUAUAGGGAUCUCUUAUAAAGCUAUUGGUAAUUUUUAGGAAGCAUUAAAUUAGUUUAAUAAAAGUUUGAGUAUUCAUCCAAAUAACAAUAAAGUACUGUUUUUAAAGGGUAAAAAGAAUUAAAUAAUUAGGGGAUACAUUAAGAUAGAUGAAAAGAUUUGAAGAAGCUGAAACUAUUUUGUCUGAACUAUAUUAAAUUGAUAAUAAUAAUGGUUAAGUUAUUUCUGGAUUAAUUGAAUUAAAAUUGGAUUAGAAUCUAAUCAGUGAUGCUUAAUUCUAUGCAGAAAAAUUAGAAUCUUUGAAGGAAAUUGAUAUUGAGCUUUUGAUCUAAAUUGGUAAUUAAAAAAAAUAAAUAUAAUAGCAUAAAGAUUGAUAUUAUCAAAGUUGGAAUAAUAGGCUUUGAAAGUACUUAACCUAAUUCUAUCUCAUGAUAAUUAGAUAAUAGAGGCUUGGUAUAGUUUUGGAAUUCUAUAAUAUAAUUUAGAUUAAUUUACUGAAGCUUUGAAAUCUUUUGAAAAAGUAAUUGAAUUAGAUUCCUCAAAUACUUCUGCAAUGCUUUAUUUAGCUUUAUCUUUUGGAUAAUUGAAUAGGUAUCAAGAUGCUGUAUAAAUAUUUGGGUAAUUAUUGUAAAUAAAUCCAAAAGAUGCAGCAAUUUGGAAUAAUAAGGGUAUUGCUUGCAAAGAAUUGAAAUAAUUUCAACCAGCAUUAACUUGCUUUAAUUAGGCUUUAUUGAUAAAUCCAUCAAAUCCUCUUUAUAAAAUUAAUAAAGCUUUAUUGAUGAUUGAAAUCAAUAAAGCAGAAGGUUUAAGAUUACUUUAAGAAGCUAAGGAUUCUUUUAAUUCAGAUUUACUACUAGAAAAUAAUUAAGUGUUUACAUCUACUAAUAUCAAGUAUAUGUAAGAAUAAUUUUAAUUGUUGGAACAAAGUGGAAAAGAUUCUAAAUUAUUAGAUGACUAUACAAUAGUUUAAACAAAAAAUAUAGAUAGAAAGCUAAGUGAUUAACGAUUUUAAUCAGCUCAAAAAUAAGUUGUAAGACUUCCUACAGAAGAAGUUUAAAGUGAAAUUUUUAAUAAUUAAGAUUAAAAAAAAGAAAUGAAUGGCAGUUGCAUUCAAUAGAGUUGCUUAAUUUAAGCUAAUAGUAGUGAUUUAAUUUAAAUAGAAAAUACUCUAAUUGGAGGAUAAUAAGGAAGUUUUAAAAAAAAAAAUACAAAAUAUAAAAUUGAAUAACUAACAAAUUUAUAUCAAUAAUUAAAUUAACAAAUUAAUACAAUAUAGUAAUAGAUAUAAUUGGUUGGAUUAGACAAAAGAGCUUCAAUUCAUAAAUAGUUAUAAGAAUUUUAAAAAAGUGCUGAAGGGCUGAAUUAAUUAGCAUUUUAUAAAGCAUUUUUCUGGACUCUUUUUAAUUAUAUAUCAGCUUAUGCAAAUUAGAGUACUGGGCUCUUUCAACAUAAUACUAAUCAAACCAUUGAAACAGCAACAGAAAAAACUGUUGAUAAUUUAGAAACUGGUUUAGCUAUUGGAGUCAAAAUAUCAGCAUCAAUUCCAUUAGUAAAUACUAUUUUAUCUACUAUUCAUUCAGCUAUUUAAACUACUUUCAAAAUACAUAAAGACAAUAAACAUUAAGAUAGAAUCGAAGCUAUAAACGAAAUCAUCUAAAAAAAAAUUAUUGGAAUUAGUGAUUUAGAAUUAUAAAUAUCUAUUGCAGCUCUUGAACUUUCUAUAAAAAAAAAAGAUACAAUUAAAAAUUUAGAGUAAAUAGAAAGGAAAUAACCAAAAACUUUUUAAGAAGAAAUGAAUAAGAUUAUCAAUCGAAUGAUAGAUUCUAAAUCAUCUCUAUACUAAGGUGGAGCUAGUCAAAUUGGUUUAGAAGAUGCUCUAUAUUGUUUAGGCUAUUAUUAUUAAAAUGGAUUAAUAGAUUAAGAUGAAGAACUCUCUUAGUAAAUUAUAUCCAUAAUUAUUGAAAAAAAAUAUGUUUAUCAUAAAACUGAAAUCACUGAUUCAAGAGAUUGCUUAUCUUGUAUUUGCUAAAUCUAAUGA